AGGAGCUCGGUCUUGAAGCCAGAGUGGGAUCACCCUGGGGCCCUCCAGCCGCGGGGGGAAUGAGAUAGGGAUGGGAAUCAUGGGCCCGGGACACCGCGGGUGUAGACGCGCGCAUCCCCGCGUGGAAGCAGAGGGGUCUGGCCGGGCCCCAGCACCUCGUCUUCCUCCCGUUCCUCUUCUGCCUGCAGGUCCGCCGCCAUGAGGAGGCCCUGGCUGCGUGCGCUGCAACUGCUGCUCCUGCUGGGCGCGUCGUGGGCGCGGGAGGGUGCCCCGCGCUGCACCUAUACCUUCGUGCUGCCGCCGCAGAAGUUCACGGGGGCCGUGUGCUGGAGAGGCCCCGCGUCCACGCGGGAGGCGCCCGAAGCCGCCAACGCCAGCGAGCUGGCGGCGCUGCGCAUGCGCGUUGGCCGCCACGAGGAGCUGUUGCGCGAGCUGCAGAGGCUGGCGGCGGCCGACGGCGCCGUGGCCGGCGAGGUGCGCGCGCUGCGCAAGGAAAGCCGCGGCCUGAGCGCGCGCCUGGGCCAGUUGCGCGCGCAGCUGCAGCACGAGGCGGGGCCCGGGGCGGGCCCGGGGGCGGAUCCGGGGGCGGAGCCUGCCGCGGCGCUGGCGCUGCUCGGGGAGCGCGUGCUCAACGCGUCCGCCGAGGCUCAGCGCGCCGCCGCCCGCUUCCACCAGCUGGACGUCAAGUUCCGCGAGCUGGCGCAGCUUGUCACCCAGCAGAGCAGUCUCAUCGCCCGCCUGGAGCGCCUGUGCCCGGGAGGCGCGGGCGGGCAGCAGCAGGUCCUGCCACCACCCCCACUGGUGCCUGUGGUUCCGGUCCGUCUUGUGGGUAGCACCAAUGACACCAGUAGGACGCUGGACCCAGUCCCAGAGCCCCAGAGAGACCAGACCCAGAGACAGCAGGAGCCCCUGGGUUCUCCCAUCCCUGCAGGUCAACCUGCUGUCCCCACCAAGCCUGUGGGCCCAUGGCAGGAUUGUGCAGAGGCCCGCCAGGCAGGCCAUGAACAGAGUGGAGUGUAUGAACUGCGAGUGGGCCGGCAUGUGGUGUCAGCAUGGUGUGAGCAGCAGCUGGAGGGUGGAGGCUGGACUGUGAUCCAGCGGAGGCAAGAUGGUUCAGUCAACUUCUUCACUACCUGGCAGCACUAUAAGGUGGGCUUUGGGCGGCCAGACGGAGAAUACUGGCUGGGCCUUGAACCCGUGUAUCAGCUGACCAGCCGUGGGGACCAUGAGCUGCUGGUUCUCCUGGAAGACUGGGGGGGCCGUGGAGCACGUGCCCACUAUGAUGGCUUCUCCCUGGAACCUGAGAGCGACCACUACCGCCUGCGGCUUGGCCAGUACCAUGGUGAUGCUGGAGACUCUCUUUCCUGGCACAAUGACAAGCCCUUCAGCACCAUGGAUAGGGACCGAGACUCCUAUUCUGGUAACUGUGCCCUGUACCAGCGGGGAGGCUGGUGGUACCAUGCCUGUGCCCACUCCAACCUCAACGGUGUGUGGCACCGCGGCGGCCACUACCGAAGCCGCUACCAGGAUGGUGUCUACUGGGCUGAGUUUCGUGGUGGAGCAUACUCUCUCAGGAAGGCUGCCAUGCUCAUUCGGCCCCUGAAGCUGUGA
This is a messenger RNA of Chlorocebus sabaeus (green monkey), 1611 nucleotides long. It is a transcript of the gene ANGPTL6, whose product is annotated as angiopoietin like 6. Lineage: Eukaryota; Metazoa; Chordata; Mammalia; Primates; Cercopithecidae. Gene Ontology annotation, cellular component: fibrinogen complex. Gene Ontology annotation, molecular function: extracellular matrix structural constituent; signaling receptor binding; protein-macromolecule adaptor activity. The record is from RefSeq and is a predicted model, not a curated record. Gene Ontology annotation, biological process: positive regulation of heterotypic cell-cell adhesion; platelet aggregation; fibrinolysis.